AUGUCAACCCAACAACCAACUCCGCAACAGAUGGAGGAAGCAAGCAUACAAGCACGCCGAAGCGCAGACUUCGAAAAAGCCAAAACCUACAUUGCAUACGGCUUCCUAGUCCUCUCACCAGUCCUAAUCGCCCUGCCACCGCGAAAACUCGACCACUUAACAGUGGCGCACGCCGCCGCCUUCGCAUUCUCCGCAAACUACAUCACGGAACAACGAACAGGACGCAGCAUAGUCGACCGCGUACACUCUCGAAUCGCCCGGCCCUCAAUUCUAAGCGAUUUGCCUUCUGACCGAGCCCAAGAAGUGCAGAAGCGGUUACGCGCUGCUCGAGAGGCGCAGUUACGGGAGGGUGGAAUGCCUGAAGAUGAGAUUGAGAAGUGGAAGGCUUUGCAACGGAAACAACAGCAGGGUGUUGCGGAGAGAGUUUGGUUAGGUGGAGAGUCUGAAGGAUGGAUGGAGAAGAGGUUAAGGGAGGAGCAGAAGGCGUUGGAAGAAGGGAAGGGAUAUGGAGAUUUGAUUUAUGAGUAUAUUUGGGAUGUGUGGAGCUGGGGAAAGAAGGAUGAGGAGGAUGAUGAUGAAUAG
Messenger RNA from Penicillium malachiteum, 582 nucleotides. RefSeq lists its product as uncharacterized. The record is from RefSeq and is a predicted model, not a curated record. NCBI's taxonomy places the organism in Eukaryota, Fungi, Ascomycota, Eurotiomycetes, Eurotiales, Aspergillaceae. Bases 1 to 582 code for a protein of 193 amino acids. The transcript has a single exon.